CAUAUAUUCAAUAAUAUUGAUAUAACCUGUGGGUUAUUCAGAUUUUUACAAUUGUCAUUGAAUGGUAGCUGUUUGGGGUAUACAAAGAUGCGGGGUUUACACAUUUUUUUAUAUUCAUAACCAUAGCAUAAUGGAAACUAUGGACAUAGUGGUGGGUCUUUAUACCUCAUAUAGUUAGCUGAGUGGUUGUGAAAUGUACAUUAGAAAGCUUUUAUGAACAUCUCAUUCUAAACCUCAAGAAAACAAAUAGGGCAGAUUGUCACAGAUAUAUAUAUAUAUAUAUGAUAGUCAUGCUUUGCACUCUUGGGGUAUAUAAGGAUGCUGGUUGUAUUAGUUUUUACUUACUUUGUAAUUUAUUUGGGGUAUACUCGUGUGCAGGUUAUGUGCUCAUCCAGGGUUUGUGUUUUAACUGUCUAGAUCUAAGAAUUGGCUUGCUGCCUGGUUGUGCGGUUUGCCCGCUGGACUGUCGUUUGGAUUUAUCGAUGGUCCUGGGUUCAAACCCUGCCUACUCCCAUUCCCCAUUUAGUUUGGACUAGGACUUCAACUCUGAAGGAACAUUUGAAACUUGUAAAACAUUUUACAAAACAAACAAUUGUCUAGGUAAAAGAAACUGAGGGUCUGGACUGGUCUAUCCUUCAGACUAUUUGAGAACAGUAUAGGGUUAAGACCAGUCAACAAAUAAAAUAGGACAGACACUAAAAUCUCAGAAUUAAACCAGAUUUGUUUCUAAAAAACUAAAUCCAGUCUACUGUAAGAAGAUCAAUUUAAAGGCAAAACUUCAACAUUCAUUAAGUCAACAUUUUCAUUUCAGCUAGAACACAGCCAUUUUAAAUUAAUCAUGUAGAGCAAUCAAACAAACUCACAAAAAUGCUUGUCAACCGUAAGACAAGCUUCAAAGAUGGGAUGUUAAUGGCCGACUAUGGCCCAGAUGAAAACCUUAAUGACAAUGCUGAUAUUGAAUGGGUCAAUAAAAGCUGGUGUCCACAAGGCGUAUCAUGUGCAGGUCUACAAAAACUGAAAUUAAGCAGUCCAAAAGUGCGACUUGUUCUCAGACUGUGUGCAUUUGUAAGCAUGAUCUCAGUGAGUGCCAAUACUCCAGAGACAUUUAAAGAGUACCCGAUGCUUAUGACUAUCACACUAAUCCUUGACCUGGUGAUCAUGAUGUUGUUCACAGCAGAGCUAGUUGCCAAGAUGCGCAUCAGGGGUGUCUUUAAGGGUGAAGCUCCUUAUAUGAAGGACAGAUGGUGUAGAUUUGAUGGUAUAAUGGUUAUAUGUUUGUGGGGAUCUGUAAUUUUGCAGAUUUAUGAAAUAGCAGCUCAUCCCGGACCAGAAUCUCUUGCAAAUAACUUCAGAAUCAUUAGAGCACCCAGACCUUUGAUACUUGUCAGAGUGUUCAGAAAUUUUUUGAAAUUUCAGCUCCCAAAGAACAGAAUCAACUCAAUCUUCAAGCGCUCAAGUCAGCAGAUCUAUAAUGUCACCAUUUUCUUCCUUUUCUUCAUGUCAUUGUAUGGGUUUCUUGGUGUCCAGUUUUUUGGUAAAAUGAAGCACAAAUGUGUCAGGAACGGAACAGAUCCAAGUAAUGUCACGCUGUUUGACCUGGCUGUACCAGACACCUUUUGUUCACCAGACCCAGAUGCUGGCUAUCAAUGCCAGAAUGAUAUGGUGUGUAUGGAGUUAGCUAUGUCCCCAGCAGUCAUGGGCUUCAAUGGUUUUGAUCAUUUACCCCUGAGUGUGUUCACAGUGUAUCAAGCAGCCUCUCAAGAAGGCUGGGUUUUCCUCAUGUACAACUCCAUUGACAGCCUCCAGAGCUACAAAGCCUACUUAUAUUUUCUAUCACUGAUUUUUUUCCUUGCAUGGCUAGUAAAAAAUGUUUUCAUUGCUGUCAUUAUUGAAACUUUUGCUGAAAUUCGUGUGCAGUUUCAGCAGAUGUGGGGCUCACGUGGAGGAACAGCAGAAUCAGAUGCCAGUCAGGUUAUUCAAAAUGAUGGUGGCUCAUGGAAACUGGUGAUGGUGGAUGAAAAUAAAACCCAUGGCCUGGCUCCUCCAAUAUUUCAGCAAGUCCUGAGGUCUAAUUUUUUCCACACAUUCAUCCUUCUUCUUGUUCUCAUUGAUGCUGUUAUAGCUGCCAGUCUGAGCUUUGAUCACCACAAGAAAAAUCCAAAUGAAAAAUUUGAUAUCUUUUACUAUUCAGAGGUUGUUCUGACUAUUCUAUUUGCACUGGAAGCUGUGUUCAAAAUCUGGUGUCUAGGAUUACAUGGUUACUUGAAGCGGUCUCUGCACAAGUUUGAGCUGGUCCUUGUCUUUGGAACGACCUUGCAUAUCAUUCCUGAACUGUACCGCUCAUUAAUGACUUCCUUUCAGGUUGUAAGACUCUUUAGGCUGAUAAAAGCAUCACCAAUACUUGAAGGUUUCUGUUUCAAAAUAUUUGGUCCACCCAAAAAGCUUGGCAGCUUGAUAUUGUUCACAAUGUGCUUACUGAUCAUUGCUUCAAGCAUAAGUCUUCAAUUGUUCUGUUUUAUUCCAGGCUUUAAAAAGUUUCAGACUUUUAAAGAGGCUUUUCUGUCCAUGUUUCAAAUCAUGUGCUCUGAGGGAUGGACUGAUGUUUCCUUAGACCUAAUGAAUAGUCUCACAGACUGCUUAACUCAGGCCCUUGUGGCUAUUUAUUUUAUGGUCUUCCAUUUGUUUGUCAAUGUGGCUUUCAUGUCCAUGUUUCAAAUUCUAACCCAGAAAGGGUGGAUUGAAGUUAUGCAUGUUACUAUGUACAAUACAGGGGAAAAAGUGGCUCCCUUUGUGGCCAUUUAUUUCAUUUUCUACCAUUUAUUUGUCACCUUGAUUGUCAUCAGCUUGUUUGUGGCAGUCAUUCUGGAUAACCUUGAGUUGGAUGAAGAUAUUAAAAAGUUGAAACAACUGAAAUUAAGAGAGCAAAGUCUAGAAACUCAAGAAAUGCUGCCCUUGAGACUUAGAAUAUUCUCCAAGUUUCCUGAUCAUCCUCAAAUGGUGCGAUUGUACAAGAUGCCUGGAGAAUUUCAAAUUUCUGACAUUCGUGAGAGCUUCAUCAGACAGUUCACCAGUCCAGAGGGUAGCCUAAGCCUGGUGGUGGAUUCACAGGAUCAGCCAGAGAAUAUUUUGCCUGAGCUUAAGUCCUCCCAUAUUAAACUCAUAAAAUCUCCAAUGCUGGAAACUCGAAGUGGUGGAACAGUUGAGAAAAAGUCAGCAAUAGUCGGCAUUAUACGAGAUGCAAAUCAGCAGAAGAUAAUCAGUGGUGGUUCUGCACAGCUAGUCCCUGUUGGUGGAAGAACUAUGUCCAUUUUAGCCCAUCAACAUCAGAUUCGCAUGGAGAGAAGUCGUAGCACCAGAGGAGGAUCUCGUCCAACUAGUCUGAAGUUAAAAGCACACCCUGCCAUGAAAGAAAAUGGGGAUAUUAAUCCACAUGCCACAUUGAUGGGAGUACGGCGUAUGGAUGACCUUGACAUUAAAGAUAUUCAGCAGAAAAAGCAGCAGGCUGAACAAAAGAGAAAUCAGCAAGAAGUAGACUUGAGAGAAAACCAUCCCUACUUUGAUACUCCACUCUUUCUGAUUGGACGAGAAAGUAAGGUGCGGAAAAUUUGUGAAAUGAUAGUCAAUGCCAAGUAUGAUUACGUCUUGCGAGAUCCUGACACUGGGAAAAAAAUCAAGUCUAACUAUAAGCAGCUUCAUAAACUGUUGGGCCUGGUGACCUACUUAGAUUGGGUGAUGAUCAUUGUCACUAUACUCUCCUGCAUAUCAAUGUGUUUUGAAACACCAAAAAAGAGAAUCAUGGAAAAUCCUGAGUUACAAGUUGCAGAGUAUGUUUUUGUUGUGUUCAUGAGUGUAGAAAUGGGUUUGAAAAUCAUCUCUAAUGGUCUGCUCUUUACACCUAAUGCUGUUGUCAAUGAUUUUAGAGGCAUACUUGAUUUAUUUAUAUAUGGGGUCAGCAUAGUGUUUGUGUUCUGGAUGCCUAAGAACAUAGAGCCCCAUUCAAAGGAACACAUUCUUAUGCUACUGAGGUGCUGCCGACCACUCAGAAUCUACAGCCUUGUUCCUCACAUGAGGAGAGUUGUCUAUGAGCUGGUGAGAGGGUUCAAAGAAAUUGUUUUGGUCUCAGUUUUACUUAUUGUUCUUAUGUUUGUAUUUGCCAUCUGUGGGGUCCAUAUACUGGGAGGCAGGCUUGCUAAAUGUAAUGAUCCAAACAUAACUACCAAGGAGGAUUGUCAUGGUAUAUACCUGGUAGAGGUGCUGGUGACCAAAAUGGCACUAAGUCCUGAACCUGGCAAUGUACCUGCCAUGUAUGUACCUCGAGCCUGGAUUAAUCCCCGUAAUUUUAACUUUGACAAUAUUGGAAAUGCUAUGCUGGCUUUAUUUGAAGUGUUGUCUUUAGAAGGAUGGUUAGAAGUUCGUGAUGUCAUCAGCUCAAGAGUUGGCAUAGCUGAAGCCAUUUAUAUUCAUUUUUUUGUUUUUAUUGGCUACAUGAUUGGUCUAACUCUCUUUGUUGGUGUAGUCAUUGCAAACUAUGGCGAAAAUAAGGGCACUGCACUGUUGACUGUGGACCAGAGAAGAUGGCUGGACUUGAAAGGCAGAAUAAAACUUGCUCAGCCAUUACACAUACCUCCAAGACCAGAAAGAAAUAUGUUCCGAACUUUGGUGUAUGACAUCACUCAGCAUCUAUACUUCAAGAGAUUCAUUGUGUUCCUUGUAAUAGCCAACUGUUUGAUGCUUUCUGUUCCUUGGAAAGAUGAUGCUAACAAGUCCACCAUGUACAUUCUUGCUGGCUUCUCCACUGCUUUCACUUUGCUCUUCUUUUUAGAGGUGAUAAUGAAAAUGAUAGCCCUGUCUCCUGCUGGCUACUGGACCAGCAGAAGAAAUAGGUUUGAUAUGUUUGUCACACUACUUGGAGUCAUAUGGAUUAUAUUACACUACAGUUCAUCACAGUCAGAGCACAUUAACUCGCUGGGCUACAUCGUUAUUGUUCUAAGAUUUUUUACUGUCACUGGCAAACAUGCAACCUUGAAGAUGUUGAUGCAGACUGUGGUCAUGUCAUUGUUUAAAGCUUUGUUUAUCAUCAUGGGCAUGUUUUUACUGAUGUUGUUUUAUGCCUAUGCUGGUGUCAUCCUGUUUGGCAGUGUCAAAUAUGGAUACAACCUUGGAAGACAAGCCAACUUUGAGACAGCUUUCAAUGCAAUACUUUUGCUGUUUAGGAUAGUGACUGGUGAAGACUGGAACAAAAUCAUGCAUGAUUGUAUGGUGAGCACCCCAUUCUGUUCAAAGGGAGGAAAUUUCUGGCAAACAGACUGCGGAAAUUAUUUUGCUUCUAUAGUUUAUUUCUGUUCUUUCUAUGUCAUCAUCACCUACAUUGUUCUCAAUCUUCUAGUUGCCAUCAUCAUGGAAAACUUCUCCUUGUUUUAUUCUAAUGAAGAAGAUGCUCUCUUGAGUUACAAUGAUAUCAGACAGUUUCAGAAUACUUGGAAUUUAGUUGAUAUCAACAGAAAAGGCAUGAUCCCUGCAAGAAGAGUGCGUUUCCUUCUGCGACUCCUUCGAGGAAGAUUAGAAGUAGACCUUGAAAGGGACAGGCUCUUGUUCAAACAUAUGUGUUACGAGAUAGAAAAACUGCAUCAGGGAGGGGAAGUCACUUUCCAUGAUGUUCUCAGCAUGCUGUCCUAUCGUUCUGUAGACAUCCGUAAAUCUCUGCAGCUAGAAGAGUCUCUGGCUAGGGAGGAGCUGGAGUUCACCAUAGAGGAGGAAGUCGCAAAACAAACUAUCAAAAAUUGGUUGGACAAAUGCCUGAAGAGAAUCAGAGCUAGGGAGCAUUCCAACAUUAUUUCCAAUCUAAGGGCUACAAAUGAACCAAUGUUUACUGUAACGGAGUUGUCUCUCAUGAACCCUGACAACAAAGAGGAGAACAAAGAGGAUGGUCAGGCACCACCACGUACUCGUAAGAAAGGCCAUGUGGAGCUUCGUACUCCUGUCAUUCAGCCUCCUAGUUUGUCACAGGCUGGUUCGAGCAGAAAGUUUUUAACACCUCCGUUAAAUGAAGGAGGGACUAGGUCAGAGAAAGAUAGAACAAGUCUAAGAAGGCGCAGUUGUAAAGCUUCCAAUUCUUCCAAUAAACAGCUUCCUUUAGUGAAUGAAAACAACUCAGAUUCAGGUACUACAACCUUUAUUCCAAAUCUGACGACAGACUCCUCGUUGGUGGGCAAAAAUGUCUCCUCUGAUAUAUCCUCCUGGUGGAAAGAACAGAGUACCUACACAAACCUUGAAGAGGGUGUCAUUUUGGAAAACAUUUAAAAUUGUAAAAUAUUACAAAUAAAUAUCACUGGCUUUUUGUUUUGAAAGUACUCCGAUUACAACAUGCCUAAUGGUAUAUGUAUGAGAUGUCCUGACAGGGAUAGUUUGGAAAAUCUCUACAAGGGAAUUGUGUGUUAUACAUGAAGUUUCUUUUUUAUGUUUUUUUUUAUAUACUGAGUUUUUUGUUGAUUUAUUUUUGUUCUGGACCACCUAGAUGUUCGCAAUUAUUGUUCUGUUCAGAAAUAUAGUUAAUAAUAGCCAUAAAUUUACUCAUUUUCACAAGAGUUGUGCCGGUCACAACAAAUGUUGAGCUUCGACUUUAUUUUUCACCCUGUCAGUUGGAUAGAUCUUUAAACAGAAUAUUUAUUGAAGAAUUUUGACUUUUUCAUACAAAUUUGAAAUUAGUAAAAAAAAAAACAAAACAUUGUGAUUGUUCUAUUACAUAUCUAUGUGUUAAUACAUUUUUAAUAAAACACAAAUAUAAAAAUUGUAAAAUAAUAUAUUGUUAAUUUACAUGUGGAUAAAAAAGCUGGUGCCAAAACAAAGGUUAGCAUUUAACAUAAUUUCUAUUGCUCCUUUUUUUUUCAUUAGAUUAUUGGAAUGUUACAGGUGAAAACAUUUUUUUAAUUAAUGUCUUUGUUCAUUUUAUUGUUCUAAUUUGUAAUUGGGAUGACUGGAAUUUAUUUUUAUUUCAAGAAAGGAAUCUUGUUUUUGAGCAUCUUACUGCUAUUGUAAAUUUAAAAGGUAUAUUGAACUAUUUUGUUUAUGUGUUCAUUACUGCAAUUUGAAUGAAUAAGUAUUUCAUUGUAAAAUGUGAUAUGUAUAUACAUUGUUCUAAUAGUUUACUUACUGAAUCUAUUUUGAUAGCAUUCUAGUUACGAAACUGUUAAGUAACAUACCUAUAUUGGUUGGUUUUAGUUUUUUUCCUUUUAUAUACCUUAUUGUUUUAAACUCUGUUACUGAUUGAUUUAUUCAAGCUUAACAGUAUUUCUAAAAAUCUGUAUAGCAUGAGUGUGUCUGUGUGUAUGUACGAUGCCACCAACUGUAAAAGAUGUGUGUAGAAAGGUCAAUGUAAAUAAUGUUAGUAUAUAUUUAACUAGUUACUAAUGUAAAUCUCAUAAGUAAAGUGCAAUCUGCCUUGUAUACUGGUCGGAUGUAUGUGUUCAUGAAUUUCAGACCAACAACCUGGUCAGAUAUACCUAGUGAGCCUAAACAUGUAGUCCUAGUGUAGUGUGUAUAGUUGUUUGUGUUAACCAUCAAGCAUUGUUUUUUCCUUGAGCAGACGCACACUAUAGAGUUGGGUGUCAGUCAAAAAAGAUAACACAUUGACAUGGUCAGUCAAGCAUAUAGAUAAAUUAUACCCGUCCACUAGUUAGAGGUCAAGGGUUGUUUUUUUGUUUUUUUUUUACGCUCCAGCAUAUUGUUUCUUUAUUUGCUAGAUCUAACGGCGGUACUAUUAUUCAAUUUAUUUUAUGCGAUUUUAAAGUUACUGUAAGGUUUUCCGUUAUUUAUUAAGUCAAAAGAAUUAAACAAUGAAAUUAGCUUUCUUUCGAAAGAUUUUAAUACAAGGCAAAAAAAUACACACACGCAAAUAUGCACAUCUUUGUUUUAUUUUAUUGUGCAAAGAACGUACGUAAGAAAUAUUAAAUGCAAAGAAAGUAUGUUACAAACAUCUUCCUUAAUUAUUACUUAUUAAUUAUUUUAUUCGUGGUUUCAGUAACUGUUACAAAAGGGAACGAUAGUAAGCCUAUGGAUGUCAGGUGUGUAAAAGUCGUCCUAGCCUGAUACACAGUGGCUAAGUACGCAUCUUAAGUAAAAAAAAUGUGUAAUAACAAGGAGUUAAUUGACUGUCACAAAUUUUUAAGAAUAUUAUUAUCAAAUCAAGACACAUUUUUGCAGGAAUAAUAUUCAAGUUAACACGUUAGAAAAAUUAUUUCACCGUAAUAUUUAUUAACAGUGUAAUAUCCUUUGUUAGCACGUUGUGUUUUUUCAUUCUGGCUUAAAAAUGGUCAAUGUCUAUCAAUAAAUUGGGUGUCAAGGACCAAAGAAAUAAAAUAAUGAGUAGGGGGUGUUUAGCUCGUGUCUUCUACAAAAUAAUUAGUUACUGGCUUACUGGGCUAUAUAAUCUUGCGGUUUGUGUUAUGUGUAACUAAAGAUCACUCGUUUAGGUGCAGGUGAUCUUUAGUCCAGCUUACUAAUUGAGAUUUAUGUUCAAGUAACUCGGCACACUAAGUAAACAAACAUAGUUCCUCGUGUGACCUCUAGAGAGUGCUUACGUC
Molecule: messenger RNA, 8579 nt
Organism: Biomphalaria glabrata
Lineage: Eukaryota; Metazoa; Mollusca; Gastropoda; Planorbidae
Product: sodium leak channel NALCN-like
Exons: 42
Coding region: 868-6300 (1810 amino acids)
Biological process (GO): monoatomic ion transport; transmembrane transport
Cellular component (GO): membrane
Molecular function (GO): monoatomic cation channel activity
Source: RefSeq, a predicted model, not a curated record